Gigantopelta aegis is the source of this 3514-nucleotide messenger RNA. RefSeq lists its product as uncharacterized. The transcript is spliced from 4 exons. The coding region runs from base 274 to 2862 and encodes 862 amino acids. Gene Ontology annotation, biological process: immune response; toll-like receptor signaling pathway. Gene Ontology annotation, cellular component: membrane. Gene Ontology annotation, molecular function: transmembrane signaling receptor activity. NCBI's taxonomy places the organism in Eukaryota, Metazoa, Mollusca, Gastropoda, Neomphalida, Peltospiridae. The record is from RefSeq and is a predicted model, not a curated record.
AUGUGGACGCCAGUACACCUGCGUGUGUUCAGGUAGUCCUCGGUGUGGAGAGGAGAGGAGACAGAGUGCAGGUGAUAUUCACAGGGGAAUAUGUAGACUAUGGGUGUGAUUAUCCAGAGAUCUAUUGAAAAACAUCUGAAUCACUCGUGAUGAAGAAUAGCUAAAAUGCUCAAAAAUUAAAAUGAUCGCUGUGCUUUUUUGUGUUUAUAAUUACUGUCGUUCGUUUUAAGUUAAUGUUUCUUUUACAAUAUAGGCCUGUUGUCAUUUAGGAAUAUGGCAUUUCUACGUUUAGUGAUUUUCGCAGCAAUAUCUGUAAACUGUGCUAAUGGAAAUUCGAUACAUAGUUCAAAUGAUUCGACCAUUCGGCUAGAUCCCCUGUCGGUGGAACCUCGCACGGAUUUUAUUCAUAUUUCUAACACAGGACCUUUGCGUUUGGAACUCUCCAACACGGGUGAAUCUGACUCGAAUAUAUCUAAUAUGACAGGACUUUCAAAUAUUGGAAUCUCCAGCAUCCAUUCGUCUAGUCAAGUACCAGGUUUGAAUCACUCGGGCGUUUUUCUGUCAGGCCUUGGAGACAUUUCGAACUCAGAAUCGCCUCAGAAAAGUGUUCCAGAAGACAAAGAGAAACAGACGUGUUGCAGUGCAAUGCCGUCUAUAUGCAACGACAAAGGUCAGUGCGCCUUGGACAUGACAACGUGUGUGAAACUGUGUUUGUGCGUGACUGGGAUUCGCGGUGCGUGGUGUCACGAGAUUCUCAACAGCCUCGCGCGAGAGUCGGCAGAAACGAACAGGCCGGAAGCCACCGACUUGUCUCCCUUUGCCGUACAGCCGUCUGCCAAUACAACGGAUCCUACCGAUUCACAUUCCCUGACAACUACUGCACAUCCACCCACAAACAACCACACAGUUAUGCUUAGCACCGACAUCACAUACAAUUCGACAGGCAGCACACAUUCCGCGAAUUCGUCCCAUCGCAUAUCUGGCGUUCCUGAAUCUAAUAACACGUCCCAGCUGUCAACAGGAGCGACGGGUUUCCAAACACACGAGAAUGCCACCAAUCUGACCGAACAGUAUCGUCUUCCAAAACAAACCCGUUCAGACCGCGGAGAAGCCGACCUCUUCGAUCAGGCAAUCAAGCAGACGACCCCGCGGACACCUUUUACUCAUUUGACCUCUGACCCAAACUCCAACGAUUCAUCGGUUGAGUCAGAGGUUCAUGCGACACCAAACAAGAGAGAGAAUUCGUCCUUUGCUUCCACACUACUAUCAACAGCUACGGAUCAUCCUUUUAACAUUAAUCAUUUCUUCCGUUCCUUCGUUACCGACAUGCCGAAUGAGAUUGCCUUGCCAACGUUGUCUUCUGUCGACAACGACGACGAUGACAGCAGCAGCAACAACAGCAACAACGGUAAUCACGACAAAUCUCACCCUUGCGCUAACUGCCCUGGUGUUUGUCGACUCGUCUUUCCGUCGUACGAGCUGAUCUGCGAGGAAACCAAGGUGGACAAAUGUAAAAACUUCGACUGCGGCGACCACGGCACCUGCGUCGAGUCGAACGUCACCAGCCUUGUCAGUUGUCGCUGUGACGGCAUGUACACGGGAACCUUCUGCGAGCACUUUUGCGACCUCGACUGCGGCGACAACGGCAAAUGCAGCAUCAUCAACAAUUCAGCCAUUUGUGUGUGCGACUGGAACAACACUGGGGAAUUCUGUGAAUUACUGAAGACUACAGUGGCGCCGGAAGUUAGAGCGCUGAGUGGAUAUUCGCAACCUUCCCCCUGGAACCUCCUUGGCAUUGGACUGGCUCUGUUUUUGGUCGUGGUAAUCAUAUGUCUCGUGUUACCGUACUGGACCUGGCGUCGGAGCUGGCUGCCCAUGAGAAAACUGGUGCACUACUUCCAAUCAUAUGAAGACGACGAUGGGAAACUCUAUGACGCGUUUGUGUCGUACAAAGGCUCUAAAGAAGAUGAGUACUUCGUCGUCCACAAACUCUACCCCAAGCUGGAGAAGGAACUGGAUUUCAAGCUGUGUCUGCACUUCCGGGACUUCCCGCCUGGAGAAACUAUUGCUGACAACAUUAUCCACGCGAUAGAAAACAGUCGUCGCACCAUCUUGAUCCUCAGUCCGAGUUUCGUGGAAAGCGAGUGGUGCCGUCUGGAAUACCAGAAAGCCCAACAGGAGAUGCUCAAACUCAAACAUAAAAUCAUUCCCAUAAUGCUUCAGGAUAUCACUGACGUGACGAAUGUUGAUAAGAAUUUAAAGCAAAUCAUUAACACGGUGACCUUUAUCAGGUGGCCUGGGGAGGAGGUGGAGAAGAGAGUUGAUAAAUUCUGGCAGCUGAUGCAGUGCUCCAUGCCGAAGAAGAAAACGGAUACGGCCGGGUCUGAGAGUUCUCUCGGGAGUUGUUCUAGUCAGAAACCGCUGACGUCAGCGACAGAAUCGUGCUGUUUGGACACACUUUCUGAUGACGUAUUUUCCUCCAGUGAUUCGACGUCAUCGCAUGAGAAUAAUGACAAACAGGACAUUACUUCAAAGACAAUUAGUAAUUCAAACAACUCAAAACAAAAAACGGAAACUACCGCGUCUGGUAAUCAGGUACAAAUUACCACACUGUUCAUUGAAAAUGAAACCGAAAAUACAAACUCUAAAUCAAAGAAGCAUGAUAUUGACAAUCUAACAAAACCGGCUUAUUCAAAGUCUUUGAUACAAAGUAAAAAUACAAACUCGGCCAAUAGAACGUUACAACUAAGUAAAGACAGAGACGAAAAUGUGAUACAAAUCGAAAGACUUCCAGGAAAUAAAUUAAAAGCGUGGAAGGUGUACUCGAACAGUUCGUCAAAUACCACUGAAAGCUAUUCCUAGAGAUAGUUAUUAUAUUACCUGUGUAUAAUUAAUAUAUGUAGAUGUGAGAUUAUAAUAUGACACGUUGAUACAUAUGAACGGUAUUACAUGGGGUUCGGUUCACAUGAACCCGGUUCCUCUCAGAGCAUAAGCGAUGUUUGUGUGAGAGUGUAAAACAUGUAUGAACUGAACUCAUAUAUGACAUAUUAUUUAUAAUUACAAGAUGAAAAUAUUAGCUAGAACUUCCAAAGACGGAUGUCUUUCUCUGGAUGAUAGACAUCUAAAACUUAAAUUGGCAUAUUUAGAAGAAAACGUGUAUCCAGUAUUGGGACAUUUCAGUAUUGUAGUGCAACUUUAAGUGGGAUAGUGAUAUAUGCACAACGCAGUUUGCUGUCCUUGCAUGGACCAAAACAAAUCGUGGAGGAAAUAUAUAAUACAUGUGUACGUAUACGAAUGUGUAUUCUAUCAAAUACAAAUACUGGGCAAGGGCGUGAAAACAUCAUACAUACCAACAUUGUCCCUGUUGUCCCUUGAUCAUAUUUUGAAAGAUUCACGUUCCAACCACACUGCCUCCCACCACCUCACAAGAUUCUUGACCUUCCCCUGAUUACAGUAUUGGUGACGUAUCGUUGAUUUUGUAUUAUAUCGACAAUAAAUGUAUUAUGAUUUUAAA